GGUUUACUUGCAUUUCUUUUCCUACAAAAUUUCUGCGAAAAGCUUUACUGUGUGUUUCGUGCGUGUGAACUGCGGCAUCAACUGGGGAUCUCUACAUCAAGUCUUUCGAAACCGAAAUCAGGUAAUGUAUAUGAACCUCUGAUUUUGAGUUAAUUGAAGUGUCUUUCUUCUUUCUCCCUUUCUGUGAUUGAUUUAGAGUCCGUUGAAGGAAGUUAGGGCUAGAGGUGAGGAGGAUUUUGAAUGUGCAACAAAAGGGGAUUUUUUUUUUUUUUUUAAGGGGAUCCUGACUUAUUCCUCCCCCCUACUUCGUGCAGAGUUUGAGAAAAUGUCGUCAGAAAGAACACAAAGUGUAGUAGGGAAUGAGGCGAUGCCCUUGGACUAUGGGAGCAUGGACUCAGAGAGUAGUCCAUCUCCAUCUAGUUCGGAGAAAACGGUGGAGGGGGUGAGGGGAGAUGAGGUGGUGGAAGUUGGGAGGAAUGAGGUGGUAGGGGUUGGGGUAGAUAGCAUACCCAUUACCGUGGUAGAAGUAGAGGGUAGAGGAGAGAAAGAUUAUGAUGUGAAUGCGGAGAUAGUAGAGGAGGUGAAGCAGUAUAGGUCUGAACUAAGGACCAGGGAUAGCCUGGGUCACUUAGUGGAAAAUUACGAGAUUUCUUCUCGAGUGUUAGUUAGGCCAACUGGGGUAGAGGUGUUCUGCUCCUCGGGACCAUUGGAUGCCCAUAUAUUCCCACUAUCUGAUAGCGGGAUUGAGGGGGGUAGUAGGAGGGAUAAGGGGUGGUAUUAUUUCACCCCUAGGAUAGCCAAGAGGGAGAGUAGGUCCUUGUUCACUGCUAGUCCUUCAUCCAUUAAAGGAUGGAAGGAAAAAUUCUUUUUUGUAGAUGAUACGGAGUGGGAGAGGGGAGAGGCCGAGGUGAGGGAGUUAGCAUCUUGGAAGGCCAAAAAAGCCAACCAGAAUAAAUUUACUUUAAACGAGGAUGAGGAGGAAGAGGUGAGGAAGUUGGUGAGGAAGGGAGGGGAGUUACUAAACAUAAUGGACCUCACCAGCGCACAAUGCAUAGAAGCUGCUGAGCUCUAUGGGCCAAGCGCUUUGAGUGAAGCUGAAAUGGAUCAAUUCUUGAACACUACUGGAGGAGCGGCCAUCCCCAAGAAGCCAAGGAAGAAGUCAAAGACUUCAACCAAGCAAGUGGAUGAGGGGAGGGCUAGGAAGGAGGUAGUGGUCACGGCUUCAGCUGAGAUGGAGGAGGAGGUGCCACAGUUGAAGAGGAAGGGUUGGGAGGAGAGGAGGGCACUGCAGAAGAAGCAGAAGGUGGUGGAAGAGGAGACCGAGAAUGAGGUCCCUCUGCUCGUACCUCAGCCUUCUCUUGUUGAGCUGGACCCUGAGCUCAGACAGUUGGAGGAGGGGGCUGAGGAAGCUCUAAGGUAUGAUGGAGCGUCCGUGGUGAAGCACGUUCUAGAGAGCGCGAGCUGGAAGGAGAAGGAGGAGCUGGGAAAGAAAAAUAAAGAACUGCAAGAGUCGUUGGAUGAGGUGGUUCCAACUGUGAAGCAGUUGGAGCAGGAGAGGUCUUCCCUGAGCACCAAGCUCGUCUUUGAAGAGAGUAAACGAAGGAUCUCAGAAAGCGAGCGUGAGGCUCAGGCGCAAGAACUAAAGAUGACGAAGUAGGCUUUCUUGGAGCUGAAGGAGAAUGUGCAGACUUUGGUGCAUAAUGGAAUGAAGGAGCACAUCAGCA
This is a messenger RNA of Rubroshorea leprosula, 1724 nucleotides long. The record is from the annotation of a GenBank genome assembly. NCBI's taxonomy places the organism in Eukaryota, Viridiplantae, Streptophyta, Magnoliopsida, Malvales, Dipterocarpaceae.